Odocoileus virginianus texanus is the source of this 12423-nucleotide messenger RNA. The record is from RefSeq and is a predicted model, not a curated record. Lineage: Eukaryota; Metazoa; Chordata; Mammalia; Artiodactyla; Cervidae.
GGAAGUGUGAAUCUCAGAGCCACUGAUAGAAGAGGAAGAAGCUGAGAGAGCUCGUUGUUCCUUUUUUUAAUAGGUCCAGUUAGAAUGGACAACAUGAGUGACACGGAUUGCUCAUCUCAGAAGAUCCCCAAAAGUGACUCCAUAUAUCACAUGAGCCACUCCCAGAUGCGGCCAGAGCUGCCCCCUCUGCCUGCUUCUGCUAAUGAAGAACCAUCUGAACUCUAUCGGACAGUCAUGUCGCACAGCUUUUAUCCGCCCUUGAUGCAGCGCACGUCAUGGACCCUGGCUGCACCCUUCAAAGAGCAGCAGCACCACUGUGGACCCAGUGAUUCCAUCGCCAACAACUACUCCUUGACAGCUCGGGACCUGAAGCUGAAGGACCUGCUGAAAGUCUACCAGCCCGUCACCAUCAGUGUCCCUAGGGAAAAGGUCGUUCAAGGACUGCCAUCAGCAAAUAAAAGCUCAUCAGAGCCUAACAAGAAGAAAAUGAAGUUCUCCCCCAAAGACAAAGAGGAUCUCGCUGGGAUGAAGUCAGCCUCAACUACCUUACCUAUGAAGAAGGAGGUUGUGAAAUCUUUGACUUUCCCAGGAAGCAGACCAAUGAGUCCAGAAGAACAGAUUGAUGUGAUGUUACAGCAGGAGAUGAAAAUAGAAAGUAAAGAAACCAAACCAUCCGAAUCAGACUUGGAGAGAUACUACUACUAUUUGACCAGUGGAAUCCGAAAAGACAUGAUUGCCCCUGAGGAGGACAAAGUGAUGGUUCGGAUUUCAAAGCUGAUUUCAAACACACUGCUGACAAGUCCCUUCCUGGAACCCCUGAUGGCUGCCCUUGUGGAGGAGAAGGAAAAUGACUAUUACAGCAGCCUCAUGAAAAGCAUUGUUGAUUACAUCCUCAUGGACCCCAUGGAGAGGACAAGACUCUUCAUUCAGAGCAUCCCCCGAGCAUUUCCUCAAAGAGUGAUCCGGGCCCCCGUGCCCUGGCACAGUGUCUACAAGAAUGCCAAGAAGUGGAACGAAGAGCACCUGCACACGGUGAACCCCAUGAUGCUCAGCCUGAAGCAGCUGUGGUUUUCGGAAUUUAAAGACCUCAGGUUUGUUCGAACAGCAGAAUUACUGGCGGGAAGAUUACCUCUGCAGACUCAUGAAUAUCAGGAUGUCAUUCAGAAACACUGCAUGGAAACACGCCAAAUUCUUCUCAACAAAUGGAUCCCCACCUGUGCCCAGCUAUUUGUCUCCCGGAAGGAGCAGUGGGUCCAUUUUGCUCCCAAGAGUGACUAUGACUCCUCUCGUAACAUUGAAGAAUAUUUUGCUUCUGUUGCAUCCUUCAUGUCCCUCCAGCUCAGGGAGUUGGUCAUUAACUCUCUUAAGGACCUCGUUUCCUUCUUCAUGAUACACAAGGAUGGAAAUGAUUUUGAGGAGCCCUACCAAGAAAUGGAGUUCUUUAUACCUCAGCUGAUUAUGAUCAAACUUGAAGUCAACGAGCCAAUUAUUGCCUUUAAUCCAUCUUUUGAUGACUGCUGGGAAUUAAUACACAACUCUUUCUUGGAAAUUAUUAAGAACUCUAAAGGGAUUCCCAAGGUGGAAUCUAUCCUGUUCCCAGAGUUGAAAGGAUAUAAUCUGAUACUUGGAACUGUUAAUGCUGAUGAAAAACUGGUUUCUGACUUUGUGGAUCAAACUUUCGAGGUAUUUCAGAAAAAUCAAGUUGGUCCCUACAAAUACUUAAAUGUAUACAAAAAGUAUGAUGACUUAUUGGAUAACACGGCAGAACAAAACAUCACUGCAUUCCUGAAGGAAAAUCAUGAAAUUGAGGAUUUUGUGAUGAGGAUCAAUAGCAUUAAAAAGCGGAGAAAUGAAAUUGCAUCCAUGCACAUAACUGUGCCUUUGGCCAUGUUCUGCCUUGACACCAUGACCCUAAAUUAUGAUCUCUGUGAGCGAGCCCAAAAUCUUAAAGACCGUCUGAUUCAAUUCCAAGUGGAUGUAAACCGGGACACCAACACCAGCAUCUGUAAUCAGUACAGCAUCAUUGCCGACAAAGUCAGUGAGAUUCCUAUCAACACUGGGGAGCUAGUAUUCCUCAUUGAAUUCUUAAAGAAAUCCAGUGAUGUCACCGUGUUCAAACUCAGGAGACAACUUAGAGAUGCAGUUGAACGGCUGGAGUUCUUGAUGGACUAUGCAGACUUGCCCCAAGAGGAUAUCAAACUGAACAGCACUGUGUUCCUCUGGCCAGACCAGAUUGAAGAUAUCUUUGAAAACAGCCGGAACCUUCUCCUUAGCAAGAGGGAUCAGGCAGAGAUGGACCUCAUUAAAAGGUGCUCAGAAUUUGAAGUGAAACUUGAGGGCUACAGCAAGGAACUAGAAGGUUUUAGGAAACGUGAAGUAAUGACUACAGAAGAAAUGAAGAACAAUGUUGAAAAGCUUAAUGAGCUUUCAAAGAACCUGGAACAAGCACUGGUGGAAUUUGAGUUGAUCAAUAAGGAGGAGGAGCUGUUGGAAAAGGAGAAGAGUACCUUCCCUCUUCUGCAAACUGUGAUGACCAACAAAGUGCCUUAUGAGCAGCUGUGGGUGACAGCCUACGAGUUUAGCACCAAGUCAGAGGAAUGGAUGAAUGGACCCCUCUUUUUACUGAAUGCUGAGGAAAUCGCAGAAGAAAUAGGGAAUAUGUGGAGGACAAUAUACAAAUUGACCAAGACCUUUGCAGACAUGCCUGCACCGAGGCGCUUAGCGGAGAAUGUGAAAAUCAAGAUUGAUAAAUUCAAGCAGCACAUCCCUAUCCUCACCAUUUCCUGCAACCCAGGAAUGAAAGACCGGCACUGGCAGCAGAUCAGUGAGAUUGUUGGCUAUGAAAUAAAGCCCACUGAAACGACUUGUCUCUCAAAUAUGCUGGAAUUUGGAUUUGGCAAAUUCAUUGAAAAACUGGAGCCCAUCGGUGCAGCUGCCAGUAAGGAGUACUCCCUGGAGAAAAACUUGGAGAAAAUGAAGUUAGACUGGGUUAACAUGACGUUCAACUUUGUGAAGUACAGGGACACUGAUACAAGCAUCUUGUGUGCAGUUGAUGACAUUCAACUAUUACUUGAUGAUCACGUGAUAAAAACCCAGACCAUGUGUGGCUCUCCAUUUGUCAAACCAAUAGAAACUGAAUGCCGGAAAUGGGAAGAAAAGCUAGUUCGUGUGCAGGAAAUUUUGGAUGCCUGGUUAAAGUGCCAAGUCACUUGGCUGUACCUGGAACCAAUCUUCAGUUCAGAGGACAUCAUAGCCCAGAUGCCAGAAGAGGGCAGGAAAUUUGCCAUCGUUGAUAAUUACUGGAAAUCACUUAUGUCCCAAGCUGUGAAAGAUACCAGGGUUCUGAUGGCAGCGGACCAGCCACGGAUGGCUGAGAGACUUCAAGAAGCCAACCUUCUGUUGGAGGACAUCCAGAAAGGGCUGAAUGAUUACUUGGAGAAGAAGAGACUAUUUUUCCCCAGGUUCUUCUUCCUAUCAAAUGAUGAGCUGCUGGAGAUAUUGUCAGAGACAAAGGACCCUCUCCGGGUGCAGCCACACUUGAAGAAGUGCUUUGAAGGAAUUGCCAAGCUGGAGUUUACAGACAGUCUGGAGAUUGUGGGCAUGAUCAGCUCAGAAAAAGAAAUCGUUCCAUUCAAACAGAAAAUCUACCCAGUUCAAGCCAAAGGCAUGGUGGAAAAAUGGCUCCAGCAGGUGGAACAGAUGAUGCUCGCCAGUAUGCAGGAAGUUAUUAAACUUGGGAUUGAAGCAUAUGUCCAGGUCCCGCGUAAUCAGUGGGUCUUGCAGUGGCCUGGCCAGGUGGUUAUCUGUGUCUCCUCCAUCUUUUGGACCAAGGAGGUUUCCCAAGCCCUGAUUGAAAAAACCCUACCGGAUUUUCUGAAGAAGAGCAAUGAUCAGAUUGCACAGAUUGUUCAGCUGGUGCGAGGGAAGCUGAGCAGUGGAGCUCGACUCACCCUCGGGGCUCUCACAGUCAUUGAUGUCCACGCUCGUGAUGUGGUAGCCAAGUUAUCUGAGGACAACGUCUGUGAUCUGAAUGAUUUCCAGUGGAUCUCCCAACUGCGCUAUUACUGGGACUCCAAGGAUGUACAGGUGCAGAUGAUUACUACAGAAGCCUUGUACGGCUAUGAGUACCUGGGAAACUCCCCCCGGCUGGUGAUCACACCCCUCACUGACCGCUGCUACAGGACGCUGAUGGGGGCUUUGAAGCUGAACCUUGGAGGAGCCCCAGAGGGUCCAGCUGGGACAGGCAAGACAGAAACCACCAAAGAUCUGGCCAAAGCUUUGGCCAAGCAGUGUGUGGUCUUCAACUGCUCUGAUGGUCUGGAUUACAAAGCCAUGGGGAAGUUUUUCAAAGGACUAGCCCAGGCUGGAGCAUGGGCCUGCUUUGAUGAGUUCAACAGGAUUGAGGUAGAAGUACUGUCUGUGGUAGCCCAACAGAUUCUCAGCAUUCAACAAGCCAUUAUCCGGAAGCUAAAGACAUUCAUCUUUGAAGGCACUGAGCUCUCUCUAAACCCAACUUGUGCCGUGUUCAUCACCAUGAACCCUGGGUAUGCUGGCAGGGCUGAGCUACCAGAUAACCUCAAGGUAAACAUCAGAGUGGGAAAUACUGGGUGUACUUUAUCAUAUAGAAACCUUUGGAAGUAUCCAGGCAUCUCACAGAGAAGCCAAAGAGGACAGGGCACAACAUGUUGGGAAUGUCUGCUGAGCAGGACAUGGUCCUUACUGGAGGGUCUGCAGACAUGUCUUUGCCCUCCCAGUCUUGCUCAGAAGAUUGUUGCAACCUACCGCCUGUGUUCAGAGCAACUCUCCUCCCAGCAUCACUAUGACUAUGGCAUGCGUGCUGUCAAGUCUGUGCUCACUGCUGCUGGCAACCUGAAACUCAAGUAUCCAGAGGAGAAUGAGAGUGUCUUGCUGCUCCGAGCUUUGCUUGAUGUCAACCUGGCCAAGUUCUUGGCUCAAGAUGUCCCUCUCUUUCAGGGAAUUAUAUCAGAUUUGUUUCCUGGAGUCAUUCUUCCACAGCCAGACUAUGAAGUUUUUAUGGAAGUACUAAAUGCGAACAUCAAAAAGAUGAAACUUCAGCCAGUACCUUGGUUUAUUGGGAAAAUUAUCCAGAUCUACGAGAUGAUGCUGGUAAGACAUGGCUAUAUGAUUGUUGGAGAUCCCAUGGGUGGCAAGACCUGUGCUUAUAAAGUGUUGGCUGCAGCUCUGGGUGAUUUAUACGAAGCCAACCAGAUGGAAGAGUUUGCUGUGGAGUAUAAAAUCAUUAAUCCCAAAGCUAUCACCAUGGGACAACUGUAUGGGUGCUUUGACCAAGUGAGCCAUGAAUGGACAGAUGGUGUCCUUGCCAAUGCUUUCCGAGAGCAAGCAUCUUCUUUGUCUGAUGACCGCAAGUGGAUUAUAUUUGAUGGGCCAGUGGAUGCUGUUUGGAUUGAAAAUAUGAACACUGUUCUGGAUGACAAUAAAAAGCUGUGUUUGAUGAGUGGAGAGAUUAUCCAGAUGAGCCCCAAGAUGAGUCUGAUCUUCGAGCCAGCUGACCUGGAACAGGCCUCCCCAGCCACUGUGAGCAGGUGUGGGAUGGUCUACAUGGAACCCCAUCAGCUAGGCUGGAAGCCCUUGAAGGAUUCAUACAUGGAUACCCUGCCUUCCAGUCUCACUGAGGAACACAAGGAAUUGGUCAAUGACAUGUUCAUGUGGCUUGUCCAGCCCUGCCUUGAAUUUACUCGCCUCCAUUGUAAGUUUGUGGUCCAGACAUCUCCCAUCCACCUGGCCUUCUCAAUGAUGAGGCUGUACUCGUCUCUCCUUGAUGAAAUCAGGGAAGCAGAAGAGGAGGAAAGUGAAUUAUUUGAAGGCCUGACAAGCCAACAGAUCUUCCUCUGGCUACAAGGUCUGUUCCUUUUUGCCUUGGUAUGGACGGUGGCCGGCACCAUCAACGCAGACAGCAGAAAGAAAUUUGAUCUGUUUUUCCGUAACCUGAUCAUGGGUAUGGAUAAUAACAACCCAAGACCCAAAAGCGUCAAACUCACCAAAAACAACAUAUUUCCAGAAAGAGGAAGCAUCUAUGAUUUUUAUUUCCUCAAGCAAGCUAGUGGACAUUGGUACACAUGGACAGAGUAUAUCACCAAAGAGGAGGAAAAUAUCUCUGCAAAUGCAAAGGUCUCAGAACUCAUCAUCCCCACCAUGGAGACAGCCCGACAGUCCUUCUUCUUGAAAACCUACCUGGACCAUGAGAUUCCAAUGCUGUUCGUAGGACCCACCGGCACAGGCAAAUCAGUCAUCACCAACAACUUCCUUCUUCGCCUUCCCAAAAAUACAUAUCUGCCCAACUGCAUCAAUUUCUCUGCCAGAACUUCAGCCAAUCAGACGCAGGAUAUCAUCAUGUCCAAGCUGGAUCGCCGGCGGAAAGGCCUUUUUGGGCCUCCCAUAGGGAAGAAAGCAGUGGUAUUUGUGGAUGACCUCAACAUGCCAGCCAAAGAGGUAUAUGGAGCCCAGCCCCCCAUUGAGCUCCUACGGCAAUGGAUUGACCAUGGUUACUGGUUUGACAGGAAGGAUACCAGUAAGCUGGACAUCACUGAUGUGCUGCUUGUGACAGCCAUGGGCCCUCCUGGGGGAGGAAGGAAUGACAUUACUGGACGAUUCACUCGCCAUCUGAAUAUCAUUUCCAUCAAUGCCUUCGAGGAUGACAUAUUAACCAAGAUUUUCAGUUCAAUUGCUGACUGGCACUUUGGAAAAGGGUUUGAUGUGGUGUUUUUAAGGUAUGGAAAGAUGAUGGUACAAGCAACAAUGACAAUUUAUAAAGCUGCAGUGGAGAAUUUCUUGCCAACUCCCUCCAAGUCACACUAUGUCUUUAACCUGCGGGAUUUCUCACGGGUGAUCCAAGGGGUAUUGCUCUGCCCUCACACCCACCUGCAGGAUGUAGAGAAGUUUAUCCGGCUUUGGAUUCAUGAGGUUUACCGGGUCUUCUAUGACCGUCUGAUUGAUCAUGAAGAUAGACAGGUCUUUUUUAACAUGGUAAGGGAAACCACCUCCAAUUGCUUCAAGCAGUCUGUGGAAAAGGUCCUCAUCCACCUAUCACCCACUGGAAAGAUAGUUGAUGAUAAUAUCCGUAGCCUCUUCUUUGGAGAUUUCUUCAAGCCAGAAAGUGACCAAAAGAUAUAUGAUGAGAUCACUGACUUAAAACAGCUCACAGUGGUCAUGGAAUAUUACCUGGAAGAGUUCAACAAUAUCAGCAAGGCCCCCAUGUCCUUGGUGAUGUUCAGGUUCGCCAUUGAGCACAUCUCUAGGAUCUGCAGGGUCCUGAAGCAGGACAAAGGCCACUUGCUCCUGGUGGGCAUUGGGGGCAGUGGGCGGCAAAGUGCCAGCAAACUGUCCACAUUCAUGAACUCAUACGAGCUAUACCAGAUCGAGAUCACAAAAAGCUACUCAGGCAACGAUUGGCGAGAGGACCUGAAGAAGAUCAUGCUCCAGGUUGGUGUGGCCACCAAGAGUACUGUGUUCCUCUUCGCUGAUAAUCAGAUCAAGGAUGAGUCAUUCGUUGAGGACAUCAACAUGCUUCUGAACACUGGUGAUGUGCCCAACAUCUUCCCUGCUGAUGAGAAGGCUGACAUUGUGGAGAAGAUGCAAAUGGCAGCCAGGACAGAAGGAGAAAAGAUAGAAAUCACUCCUCUUUCUAUGUAUAACUUCUUCAUUGAGAGAGUGAAAAAGAACCUUCACAUUGUCCUUGCCAUGAGUCCAAUUGGGGACACCUUCCGGAACCGCCUGCGAAUGUUCCCUUCUCUAAUCAAUUGCUGCACAAUUGACUGGUUCCAGUCUUGGCCCACAGAUGCCCUGGAGUUGGUGGCCAACAAAUUUCUAGAAGAUGUAGAGCUCGAUGACAAUAUUCGGACAGAGGUCAUCUUCAUGUGCAAAUAUUUCCAGGAGAGUGUGAAAAAGCUGUCACUUGAUUAUUACAACAUCCUUCGCAGACACAACUAUGUUACCCCCACCUCCUACCUCGAAUUGAUCCUAACAUUCAAGACACUCCUGAAUAAGAAGAGGCAAGAGGUUGAUAUGAUGAGGAACCGAUAUCUGACAGGCCUGCAGAAACUUGAAUUUGCAGCUUCACAGGUGGCCGUCAUGCAAGUAGAACUGACGGCCCUCCAACCCCAGCUCAUUCAGACCUCUGAGGAGACCGCUAAGAUGAUGGUGAAAAUCGAAGCAGAGACUCGAGAAGCUGAUGCCAAGAAACUUCUAGUGCAAGCAGAUGAAAAGGAAGCCAAUGCUGCUGCUGCCAUUGCUCAAGGAAUCAAGAACGAAUGUGAAGGGGACCUGGCAGAGGCGAUGCCGGCACUCGAGGCUGCACUCGCUGCGCUGGACACUCUGAACCCAGCAGAUAUCUCACUGGUGAAGUCGAUGCAGAACCCACCUGGUCCUGUCAAGCUGGUCAUGGAGAGCAUCUGUGUGAUGAAAGGGCUGAGACCAGAGAGGAAGCCGGACCCCAGUGGCAGCGGUAAAAUGAUAGAAGAUUACUGGGGGGUAUCGAGAAAGAUUCUCGGAGAUCUGAAAUUCUUGGAAAGUCUCAAGACAUAUGACAAAGACAACAUUCCCCCAGUGAUCAUGAAGCGGAUCCGGGAAAGGUUUAUCGAUCACCCAGAUUUCCAGCCUGCUGUAAUUAAAAAUGUAUCAUCUGCAUGUGAGGGUCUGUGCAAGUGGGUGAGGGCCAUGGAGGUGUAUGAUCGUGUGGCCAAAGUGGUGGCCCCCAAACGGGAGCGGCUGAAGGAAGCUGAGGGGAAGCUGGACACGCAGAUGCAGAAACUGAACCUGAAGCGAGCAGAGCUGAAGCUAGUGGAAGACCGCCUCCAGGCCCUGAACGAUGACUUUGAAGAGAUGAAUACCAAGAAAAAGACAUUGGAGGGAAACAUUGAAAUCUGUUCCCAAAAGCUGAUCAGGGCAGAAAAACUGAUUAGUGGUCUUGGGGGAGAGAAAGACAGAUGGACAGAAGCCGCUCGGCAGCUGGGUAUCCGUUACACUAAUCUGACGGGGGAUGUGUUGCUCUCCUCUGGGACUGUGGCUUACCUAGGGGCCUUUACUGUGGAUUAUCGGGCUGAGUGCCAGAAGCAGUGGCUGGCCCAGUGUGAGGACAAGGUCAUCCCUAGCUCCACUGACUUCAGUCUUAGCAACACAUUAGGAGAUCCUGUAAAAAUUCGUGCCUGGCAGAUUGCUGGGCUUCCCAUUGACUCCUUCUCCAUUGACAAUGGCAUCAUUGUAUCCAAUUCCAGACGCUGGGCUUUAAUGAUUGACCCUCAGGGGCAGGCCAAUAAGUGGAUCAAGAAUAUGGAGAAAGCAAACAAGCUGUCAGUCAUCAAGUUCUCGGAUACCAACUAUGUGAGGACGCUGGAGCACGCUCUGCAGUUUGGUGCCCCAGUCUUACUAGAAAAUGUUGGGGAAGAGUUGGAUGCCUUUAUUGAACCCAUCUUGCUCAAGUCCACAUUCAAACAGCAAGGGGUUGAGUACAUGAGGCUUGGUGAAAACAUCAUCGAAUACUCCAGAGAUUUUAAGUUAUAUAUCACAACCCGUUUGAGGAACCCACAUUACCUCCCUGAGGUGGCCGUGAAAGUCUGUCUCCUCAACUUUAUGAUCACUCCCUUGGGCCUCCAAGAUCAACUCCUUGGCAUCGUGGCUGCCAAGGAGAAGCCAGAACUUGAAGAGAAAAAGAACAAGUUGAUUAUGGAAAGUGCCAAGAACAAGAAACACUUAAAGGAAAUUGAAGAUAAGAUAUUGGAGGUCCUUUCCCUUUCUGAGGGCAACAUACUUGAGGAUGAGACUGCCAUCAAAAUUUUGUCUUCGUCCAAAGUGCUGUCUGAAGAAAUCUCUGAGAAACAGGAAAUUGCUUCAGUGACAGAAACACAGAUCGAUGAGACCCGUAUGGGCUACAAGCCAGUGGCUGUUCAUUCUGCCACCAUCUUCUUUUGUAUCUCUGACCUGGCCCACAUUGAACCCAUGUACCAGUACUCGCUGACAUGGUUCAUAAACCUCUACAUGCAGUCUCUGGCCCAUAGCAAGAAGAGUGAGGAACUAGAGCUACGAAUUGAGUACAUCAUUGAUCAUUUCACCCUCAGUAUCUACAACAACGUCUGCCGCUCUCUGUUUGAGAAGGACAAGCUGCUUUUCUCCCUCCUCUUGACAAUAGGAAUCAUGAAAGAGAAAAAGCAAAUUAAUGAGGAAAUUUGGUACUUUCUUCUAACUGGAGGCAUUGCCCUGGACAACCCUUUCCCCAACCCAGUUUCUGAGUGGCUGUCUGAGAAGGCAUGGGCAGAAGUGGUCCGUGCAUCUGCAUUGCCAAACCUGAAAGGCCUUAUGGAACAUUUGGAACAAAAUGGUAAUGAAUGGAAGUUCAUCUAUGACUCAGCCUGGCCCCACGAGGAAACAUUCCCUGGACCUUGGAAGUUUCUUGAAGGUUUGGAGAGGAUGGUGAUCCUCCGAUGUUUGCGGCCUGACAAAAUGAUUCCAGCCAUUCGGGAGUUCAUUGCUGAACACAUGGGAAAUGUAUACAUUGAAGCCCCUACAUUUGAUCUCCAGGGGUCCUACAAUGAUUCCAGUUGCUGUGCACCAUUGAUAUUCGUGUUGUCUCCAGGUGCAGACCCAAUGGCAGGCCUGCUGAAAUUUGCUGAUGAUCUUGGCAUGGGAGGUACCAAAACACAGACCAUCUCCCUUGGCCAAGGCCAAGGCCCUAUUGCUGCCAAAAUGAUCAACAGUGCCAUCAAAGAUGGGACCUGGGUGGUCUUACAGAACUGUCAUCUGGCCACAAGCUGGAUGCCUGCUCUGGAGAAGAUCUGUGAGGAGGUGAUUGUUCCUGAGAGCACCAACAUGGGAUUUAGACUCUGGUUAACCAGCUAUCCAUCAGAGAAGUUUCCAGUCAGCAUCCUCCAGAAUGGGAUUAAAAUGACCAAUGAGCCCCCUAAAGGGCUCCGGGCCAAUCUUUUGCGCUCUUACCUCAAUGACCCCAUCUCAGACCCCGUGUUCUUCCAAAGCUGUACCAAAGCAGUGAUGUGGCAAAAGCUAUUGUUUGGCCUUUGCUUCUUCCAUGCCAUCGUUCAAGAGAGGAGAAACUUUGGACCCCUAGGUUGGAAUAUUCCUUAUGAAUUCAACGAAUCUGACCUGAGGAUUAGUAUGCGACAGAUCCAGAUGUUUCUGAAUGAUUACAAGGAGGUGCCAUUUGAAGCUCUGACCUACCUGACAGGGGAAUGUAAUUAUGGAGGUAGAGUGACGGAUGACAAAGAUCGGAGGCUCCUGCUAUCCCUUCUGUCCACGUUCUUCUGUGAGGAAGUCGAGCAGGACCAUUACUUUCUUGCUCCUGGAGACACUUACUACAUCCCUCCUCAUGGCUCCUACCAGUCUUAUAUCGACUAUCUCAGAACCCUCCCUAUCACAGCCCAUCCUGAAGUGUUUGGCCUCCAUGAGAAUGCUGACAUCACCAAAGACAACCAGGAAACCAACCAGCUAUUUCAAGGAGUGCUCCUGACCCUCCCUAGGCAAUCAGGAGGGAGUGGCAAGUCCCCUCAGGAAGUGGUUGAGGAGCUGGCCCAGGACGUACUCUCCAAGCUUCCCAAUGACUUUGACUUGGAGUUGGUCAUGAAGUUGUACCCUGUGGUCUAUGAAGAAUCCAUGAACACUGUCCUAAGGCAAGAGCUCAUCAGAUUCAACAGAUUGACAGAAGUGGUCCACAGAAGCCUCAUCGAUCUGGGCCGGGCAAUUAAAGGGCAGGUUCUGAUGUCCUCAGAGCUGGAGGAUGUCUUCAGUAGCAUGCUUGUGGGUAAAGUGCCAGCCAUGUGGAUGGCAAAGUCCUACCCAUCACUGAAGCCCCUGGGAGGCUAUGUGGCUGACCUGCUGGCCCGCCUGGCCUUCUUCCAGGAUUGGAUUGACAAUGGACCUCCUGUGGUCUUCUGGAUCUCUGGAUUCUACUUUACACAGUCUUUUUUGACAGGUGUCUCUCAGAAUUAUGCUCGGAAAUACACCAUCCCCAUUGACCACAUUGGAUUUGAGUUUGAGGUAACCACACAAGAAACAGUCAUGGAGAGUAACCCAGAAGAUGGGGCCUACAUAAAAGGACUCUUCUUAGAAGGUGCCCGUUGGGACAGGAAAAAGAUGCAGAUCGGGGAGUCUUUCCCCAAAAUCCUCUAUGAUCCAUUGCCCAUCAUUUGGCUGAAACCUGGGGAAAGUGCAACGUUUCUGCAUCAGAACAUUUAUGUGUGUCCAGUCUACAAAACAAGUGCCCGGAGAGGUACCCUCUCCACAACAGGGCACUCCACCAACUAUGUCCUAUCCAUUGAACUCCCAACUGACAGGCCUCAGAAGCACUGGAUAAACCGAGGAGUAGCCUCUCUGUGCCAGCUAGAUAAUUGAUGGCACGUGUUUCAACACAAAAUAAAAAAGUAUCAUUCUUGACUGAAA